AAAACACCCCGUGAGAGAUGGUCAAGAUGAAAGGAAAAUAUACUCGUUACAAGGAUAAAAAGACAAGUAAGAGCAAGCGUAACAAGCUCAAAGAGAUCGAAGGCCAAAUGCAGUGCGAUGCAGAGACAAAAGCAGGUAAAAUGGAAGAAGAAAAGAGCAUGUCCUACGGCAAGGCUAAAAUGAUAUAUAAACUUAAAGGCAAGAGAGUCCUUGAACAAAUCAGAGCUCUUAAAGCCAAGAGGAAGCAGUUCAGUAAGAAAGACCUCCACCAGAAGGAACAAAGGAAAGAGAUCACGAAAGAAAUUAGAGAGCUAGAAGCUACUUGGGAGAAAGAGAAGCAAGAGGGUCUUUCUAAGUUCGAGCCAGAGGAAACACCCACUGAAGAAGUAGAGAAAGAGACAACUGAAACCACUAAAGAAGUAAAGAAGGAUGACUAG
Molecule: messenger RNA, 437 nt
Organism: Moneuplotes crassus
Lineage: Eukaryota; Ciliophora; Spirotrichea; Euplotida; Euplotidae
Source: the annotation of a GenBank genome assembly